AUGGAGAAGUUCAACUAUUCCAGAGUGUCUGAAUUUGUAUUACUUGGACUUACUGAGUCUUCUGAGCUGCAAAUUUUCUUCUUUGUGAUAUUUUCCAUUUUCUAUUUAAUAACGAUGUUGGGCAACUGUCUGAUUUUGCUCACAGUCCUGUCUACCUCUCACCUUCACUCCCCCAUGUAUUUCCUUCUCAGUAAUCUGUCACUCAUUGACAUGUGCCUGUCCUCCUUUGCCACUCCAAAAAUGAUCCUGGACUUCUUUGUUCAACGCAAGACCAUCUCCUUUGAGGGCUGCAUUUCUCAGAUCUUCUUUUUGCACCUCUUCACUGGGACUGAGAUUGUACUGCUGAUCUCCAUGUCUUUUGACAGGUAUAUUGCCAUAUGCAAACCUCUCCACUAUUCUGCAAUUAUGAGCCAGAAAGUAUGUGUUGGGCUGGUGAUAACUUCUUGGACAGUGGGCUUACUGCACACAAUGAGUCAAUUAGCUUUUACCCUCUAUUUGCCGUUCUGUGGUCCCAAUGUUGUGGACAGUUUCUUCUGUGACUUGCCUUUGGUCAUCCAGCUGGCUUGUAUAGAUAUAUACGUUCUUGGGAUCUUUAUGAUCUCAACCAGUGGUGUGAUUGCUCUGAUAUGUUUUCUGCUUUUGCUCACCUCCUACAUCAUUGUUCUUGUCACUAUCAAGGGCCACUCCUCCUCGGGAUCAUCUAAGGCUUUUUCUACUUGUACUGCACAUUUCAUAGUUGUGAUAAUGUUCUUUGGGCCCUGCAUCUUCAUCUAUGUGUGGCCUUUCACAGACUUCAUGGUGGACAAAGUUCUGUCUGUUUUCUAUACAAUCUUCACCCCCUUUCUAAACCCACUGAUCUAUACUUUGAGAAACCAGGAAGUGAAGACAGCUGUGAAGAAGAAACUGAGUAGCUGGUAUUUAAAUUUUGGGAAAACUACUCCAGGCUAUCCAGUGCAAUGA
Messenger RNA from Talpa occidentalis (Iberian mole), 960 nucleotides. RefSeq names its product olfactory receptor 4K2-like. The transcript has a single exon. Gene Ontology annotation, biological process: G protein-coupled receptor signaling pathway. Gene Ontology annotation, molecular function: olfactory receptor activity; G protein-coupled receptor activity. Gene Ontology annotation, cellular component: membrane. NCBI's taxonomy places the organism in Eukaryota, Metazoa, Chordata, Mammalia, Eulipotyphla, Talpidae. Bases 1 to 960 code for a protein of 319 amino acids. The record is from RefSeq and is a predicted model, not a curated record.